Messenger RNA from Phycodurus eques (leafy seadragon), 3495 nucleotides. It is a transcript of the gene dok6, whose product is annotated as docking protein 6. Bases 246 to 1265 code for a protein of 339 amino acids. Gene Ontology annotation, biological process: positive regulation of MAPK cascade; cell surface receptor protein tyrosine kinase signaling pathway. The record is from RefSeq and is a predicted model, not a curated record. The transcript is spliced from 8 exons. Lineage: Eukaryota; Metazoa; Chordata; Actinopteri; Syngnathiformes; Syngnathidae. Gene Ontology annotation, cellular component: cytoplasm.
CCGCGGAAGCCCGGCAGCCUGAGCGCUGACACGGGAGCAGGUUGCCCGCCGCUCGCUUCUCACCCUCCUCCUCCUCCUCCUCCUCCUCCUCCUCCUCCUCGUGCCGCAUGUCUCGCGGACAGAACCUCGAGUGAGACGACCAAAACACAAGACAAGAGUUUAUUUAUUUUCAUCUCGGCUGUACUCGUGUGCUCUCGGCGCCCCCCCCCACCCCCUCCGCCCACCCCCCCAAUCCCCCUUGACCAAUGGCUUCCAACUUUAACGACAUAGUGAAACAGGGAUACGUGAGGAUACGGAGUAAGAAACUGGGGAUCUUCCGAAGAUGUUGGCUUGUAUUCAAAAAGGCAUCCAGUAAAGGGCCACGGCGCUUGGAGAAGUAUCCUGACGAGAAGGCCGCCUACUUCAGGAGUUUUCACAAGAUCACUGAGCUCCAUAAUAUCAAGAACAUUAGCAGGAUGCCAAGAGAGACCAAGAAGCACGCUGUGGCCAUUAUCUUCUGUGACGACACAUCCAAGACAUUUGCCUGCGAAUCAGAGCUGGAUGCGGAGGAAUGGUGCAAACUGCUGAGUGUGGAGUGCCUGGGCAGCCGUCUCAACGACAUCAGCCUGGGCGAGCCAGAUUUGUUAGCAGCGGGGGUGCAGCGGGAACAGAACGAGCGUUUCAACGUGUACCUAAUGCCCACCCCGAACCUGGACAUCUACGGGGAGUGCACCAUGCAGAUCACCCAUGAGAACAUCUACCUGUGGGACAUCCACAACGCGCGCCUGAAACUCGUCAUGUGGCCUCUGAGCUCACUCCGCAGAUACGGCCGAGACUCCACCUGGUUCACAUUUGAGUCCGGAAGGAUGUGCGACACAGGCGAGGGCUUGUUCACGUUCCAGACACGAGAGGGAGAGAUGAUCUACCAGCGCGUCCACUCGGCCACUCUGGCCAUUGCACAGCAGCAUGAGAGGAUGAUGGAGGAAAUGGAGAAAAGCUGCCAGGUGCGCUCUUCAGAGACACUCAGCAAGUCCAUCUCGCUGCCCCGCAGCGCUUACUGGCAGCACAUCACGCGGCAGAACAGCGUGGGAGAUCUCUACAGUUACCAAGCGAGUAGCAUGCCGAUGACAUUUAUUCCUCGAGCGCAGACCUUCCCCAACUUCCUGUCCCACGAGCACCGACGGGAAGCGGAAGAGAAAGAGGAAGAAGGGAAGCGGUGUCAGGAAGAGGCGUCGUCGCCCUCUAGUGGCCGAGCGGCCUCUUGCAGCCUGAGGCCGCUUCAAUGACGACAGCGGACUUGACUGAGGACACUUGGAGCCGAGCUCCACUGUAGACACCACGUACAACUGUGUGUAUUUCUAUGGCGUCUCUUCCCGGUUUGUUUUGUAUGUUGUGUGACAGCAGAAGUAGCGUCUUAAACUAAAGGCACCAGACCAGAGUUUAUAUGAAUGUCCUUUUUUCAUUUUGGCAAAGUAGAGGCUCAAAUCAUCAUUCAAGCCACUUAUCCCUUUUUGUCGCUCUGCCUCCAUGACAUGUUAGGAUUUAUUUACUAUAAUGAUGACCAGUCUGUGACGACAUGAUACGACAUCGCGGUGAAACGUCCAGCGGAACACCUUAUUAAAGCUGACACAUCAGACUCAUUACACUAUAUUUACGAUAUACUAAUGCCCCAUUGUGACACUAUUAGCGAGGUAUUUAUUAUUGUGAUUGUAGUUUGGGUUGCAUCAUAUUCCCGGACCACCGACGAUUUACAUUUUCAAGAGAAAUAUUUGUUGCAUUAAUUUAGCCUUUUUCACCUAAACUGUGUUACUUAAAAUGUAUGCAUUUUUGUCGCCAUUUACAUUUUUAGUCGCCAUUUACUCAUAUUAUUUUUUACUCAUAUUUAUUUUUAGUCGCCAUUUACUCAUAAAAUGUGUCAUUAAUGUAUAAUAAAUACAAAUAUGAAUAAAAUACUUUCGAAUUAAUCAAAAUUAAGAAUUAUUUUAUUAUUAAAAUAAAAAUGUGAAGUCUUAAAUAUUUUAGAAUCGAUUGUAACUUUGUUUUUCUUUUCCAAUCAGCAUGAAGUUUGCCUACCCCUAUUCAAAGUUAUUUUAGCCGCCACUUAUGAGAAACGCUAAUUAGAAAUAUUAAAAACACGACUGGAAAUGUUUUUUUCCUCCCUUAUAUAAUUUCAAUUUUAAAAUCUUACUAAUGAUAAUAUAAAAUGUUCCAGUAUAAGUUUAGCUUUUUGCUCAGGCACUAGGGAGCAAUUUGAAAAAAAACAACAACAACUUCUGUUGAGUUAGACUUGUUCCCUAAUUAAAACUAAAAUUGGCAUGCUGAUUCCAAAAUUGCAGUCAGUUUUUUUUCUAGUACGUCAAGCAAAAUCCCACUGAUUAGCUGAAGUAAGACUUGCCAUGUGAUUACAAUUGGACUCAUCUACAGCUACGUGACAACUUGUUCGUGCAGUCACAAUUGAGAUUGCGGGGAGAGGUGUGUGCAGCUCAUAAUAGGUCAGUACUCUCUAUCUGCAAACAGAAAGCUAGCAUAGUAGGAAUCAAGAGGAUCUGUGCUGGCUUUUCUCUUAAUCUUGUAACCAUGCGCAUACCGUUGUAAGUUCUAUUUCAUUUUAUGCUGUUUUUGUUUUUUUUUUAGUUUUCAAAGCUUGUAACUAUCUCAUCUUAGUGUUUUAUCUACAUAGGUAUGUAUUUCCUUUAUUCUCACUUUGUUCAAAAACUUGAUGUGGUAGAGAAAAACUGAGUAUUGGAUUCCACACCCAGAAAUGAGUUAAAACAGCUGUCGGACCUACCUCAACAAAAAUUGUGUUCCCCAGUGGAUAUGACAUUAAUUAACAAGAUGUAGAUUUAGUCUUUUUUUUUUUUUUUUCAUCUUGCAGUUUUGUUGACAUUUUUUUCCCCAAAGGAUAUGGAAAAAAAACAACUACCAAUAAUGGUAGAAAUGCAACACAAUACAAAUUUAUCUUGAUGAGGCAGCCUAGUAAAAUCACAACAGAAAAUGUAAAAUGAAAUUGUCCGACGCCGUUUACAGGAAUGUUAUUGAUUUUAGCACCCCCCCCCCCCCUUCCAUUUUCUGUGCUCAUGUGAGAAGUGCCUUCUGACCCACUGAGACCUCUUGUAAACGUCUUGUGUUUUGUUUUAGUGUACACGAAAAUUAGCGCUGUCUGGCCUAUAACGUACCUGCUGGCACAUUCAUAUCUUUAGUGCAAAAUCCAGAAAUGAUGACAUCAUGACAAGAUUUUCAGUCCUUUGCUGGCAAUUUAUUUGAAUGUUAUUAUUUAGUUUGUGUAGACACAAAGCCUGUAGGACUUGAUAGAAAUGUACAAGCACUUAAUUAUGCCGCAGUUCCCACCCCAUGUGUCACUUUAUUGUGUGUGUGUGUUUUAUUUAAGAAAAUCUAUAGAUGUCAUGUUUGUUUUGUGUGGUCAGAAUACAUCAAUAGCACUUUCAUUAUGUUGCAGUUUUCACUCAAUGUAAAUAUGUUUUUUGACAACAGAGGUAAUAAACUUGAAUGUUCUCU